AUGUAAGUUAAUAAAUAGAAGUGUAUGUUUUGUGAGAAGCUAUCAACAGAUGGAUCUUUUCACUUUAUUCUGAAAAGAGCUCUCUAUUGCAAAUACUCUCAAUCUCAGAUUCUGAUAUUUUCAAAGGACAUCAAUGAUAUCCUAGAUGAUAAUCCAACAAAAUGCACUAUUCAUUAUAAAGAUCACUUGCAUUUCAAUGACUAAACUGAAUACAUGAGAAGAUUUUAUCGUUUUUUUGAGAGUGAUGAUCGAUUGCCAUCUCUAUUUGAGUAUUAUAAAUACCAUAUCAAUAUUCCUCGAAACUUUUACUCCAAAAUCAUCAAUAAACGCAUGGAAAAGAAUAGAGAACUUCGUUAUUAAAAGAUCAAAUAAGAACUAGGUCUUCACUAAGAAAUUACAAAUUAAACAUCUCCAAAAAAGAAGGACACUUCUGAAGAUUAAUCUGUAAGUCAAAUGAAGAAUCUCCUCAAAGAUCUUAAAAUUGAAUCAACCCAAACUGAUGUCUCUAGAGUAAGCAAUACAACUAUAUUGAAAGAUCUAGUUAAGAUGAUUGGCAAUAAUACAGAAAAAACAAAGCCUUUUUAAAUCUUUAAUUAUAAUAAACUAAUAUAAAAACAAAUCAAUCCCUUAAUUGAAGCUUAAAAAUUGUAGUUAAAGAAACUAGAACCAACUCAUAACAACGAAAACACAAUAAAACAUAUUAAAUAGGCUUCACUUACUGAUAGAAAUCCUAAAUCUAAUUUAUUAUCUAGACAUUCAUCCCAUUCCAAAAUUAAGGUUGAAGUCAAACCAAUCAAAAGACCCCCUUAGCUGAAGCAAAGACAGGCAUCUUUAGGCAAUAUUGAAAUUACUAAAUCAUGUCAAACGACUGCCAGAAACAAUCCGUAAUAAAACGAAUUACUCUUGGAAUUGGCUAAGAAAGUGUUUUCAACCAAAAUAGCCUUAAAUAAUAAUGUUCUCACCAAAAAGAAGUCCAAUUAACAAUAAAACAAUAACUUUUUUGUUAAGGGGAGAUCAAAUAUCUAUGGAAGUUUGAAGAAUCUAGAAGAACUAAAGAGCUCUAUGAGAAGUCUAAAUGUUCAACGCAAAACUCCAAACAAAUUGAUUAAAUCCCAUUAAGGCACUCCAAAUUAGAAAAAAAAAUGA
Messenger RNA from Paramecium tetraurelia, 1146 nucleotides. RefSeq lists its product as uncharacterized. The record is from RefSeq and is a predicted model, not a curated record. The transcript has 2 exons. NCBI's taxonomy places the organism in Eukaryota, Ciliophora, Oligohymenophorea, Peniculida, Parameciidae.